UUUUACGACUUUGUUUUCAUAGAGAAUUAUAUUUUAAGACUUUACGAAAAACAGAUAAAAGCAUCGGUGCAGCGGCUGUAUAAGAUUUUUAUUAGAGCAUCAGAAUGCCUGUGGUCGAGGAAGCACAAAUCACAAAAUUACUAGCCAAGUAUAAAAAUGUGGGUGCCACACGAAAAGACGUCGUUGAUGUGGUCUCCUCCUAUCGCAGCCUGACAUAUACUCUACAAAAAUUUGUUUUCAACGAUGGCAGUUCUAAAGAAUUGUUUAAAUUGCACGGUACCAUUCCGGUGGUCUAUAAAAGCAACACCUACUACAUUCCAAUAUGUAUUUGGCUGAUGGAUACGCAUCCACAGAAUGCCCCCAUGUGUUUUGUACAGCCGACGCCUACAAUGCAGAUCAAAGUAUCCAUGUAUGUGGAUCACAAUGGCAAGGUCUAUUUACCAUAUUUGCACGAUUGGCAACCACACACGUCUGAUCUGCUCUCGCUAAUUCAAGUUAUGAUUUUGACAUUCGGCGACCAUCCGCCUGUUUAUUCAAAGCCCAAGGAACAAGUGGCUGCGCCCUAUCCAACGAAUUCUUUUAUGCCUCAGCCAGGCGGACCUGGGUCAGGCAACUCAUAUCUGCCCUAUCCUACUGGUGGCGGUGGUGGUGCUGGUAGUAAUUUUCCACCGUAUCCGACAAGCAGCAAUUUUGGACCAUAUCCCCCAUAUCCGCCAGCUGGCGGUGCAGGUGGUGCGCCCAAUGCCAGCGGCUAUCCACCGUACAUGAAUUUUCCACAACCGGGUGGUGCCUAUGGUGGUAGUGGAGGCUAUAAUCCAGCUACCAGCAAUGCCAGUUCAACAGGAACCAUCACUGAGGAACACAUCAAAGCUUCACUUAUAAGCGCAGUAGAGGACAAACUACGCCGUCGCAUACAGGAGAAGGUAAAUCAGUACCAGGCCGAGAUCGAUACGUUGAAUCGCACUAAACAGGAAUUGGUGGAGGGAAGCGCCAAAAUUGAUGCCAUUAUAUCGCGACUGCAGCGCGAAGAGGUAGAACUGAAAAAGAAUAUAAGCAUAUUGCAUGAUAAGGAGCAAGAAUUGCAAAAAAGUCUAGAUGCUCUCGAGAAUGCCGAGGCCAUUGAUCCAGAUGAGGCUGUGACCACAACAGCACCGCUGUACCGACAAUUACUCAAUGCUUAUGCCGAUGAGGCAGCCACGGAGGACGCCAUCUACUAUCUGGGAGAAGGAUUACGCGGUGGUGUCAUCGAUCUUGAGGCAUUUUUGAAGCAUGUACGAACACUUUCGAGGAAACAGUUCAUCUUGCGCGCCACUAUGCAGAAAUGUAGACAAAAGGCUGGUCUGGCUGGUUAGUGGUUGGUCCAGGUACAUCUUAAGCCGACUCACACUGUCACAGUUAUUAUUUCAACUUACUCUAGAAUGCAGUGCAUACAUGUAUACAUAUGUAUAAUCUAUUCACAUGCUAAAAGUUCUAUGUUAACGAGUUAAUAUAUUCGGCAUUGUUUUAAGCAAUCUACUGAAUCUGCAAAAUUUUAAAUAAAUAUAUAGAUAUACCAUACGUUCACUCACAA
Molecule: messenger RNA, 1570 nt
Organism: Scaptodrosophila lebanonensis
Lineage: Eukaryota; Metazoa; Arthropoda; Insecta; Diptera; Drosophilidae
Gene: TSG101
Product: tumor susceptibility gene 101 protein
Exons: 6
Coding region: 105-1352 (415 amino acids)
Biological process (GO): protein transport; endosome to lysosome transport; protein modification process
Cellular component (GO): ESCRT I complex
Molecular function (GO): ubiquitin binding
Source: RefSeq, a predicted model, not a curated record